AUGUUUAAUAUAAAGAAAUUAUUUUUCAAGUUUUGGCCCUCCAACCAGACCAACAACUUCGUUGCACAUAUCCGGGUUGUGAUGGAAGGGGGCAUGUUAAUUCUGUAUUCUCGUAAUUCCCACCGUUCUCUAAGUGGUUGUCCAGUAGCUUAUGCGGAUAAAAUAAAUAAAAGGCAACAACAAAAAUCUUUAAAAGGAACACCAGAAAGGGGUUCUUCUAGUGAACCUUCAACAAGUUUAGUGAACAAUAAAAAUGGAAGAAAGCAUUCUUUUUCGUUAAUUAAAAAUAAAGAAGGAGGAGAAAAUAAUUGUUGUGAAAUUAAUAAAGAACAAAAACAACAACCUGUUGAUCUUUCUUUUAAUUUACAACAAAGAAAACUUCAAAUUAAUGAACAAAUUGGUGACCUUCCAAUUCAAAACGAAUUACGCGAAGCUUUAAUGGCCGGUUUUCAACGUCAAAUGCUUAUUCAAGCAGCCCUUUUAUGUUCAACAAAUAACCAACCAACAAAAAUAAAUUCUGAUUUAAUCGAAAAAGAAGAAAAUAAUGAAGGGGAAAAUAAAAAAGAAACAAAAAUUAAUUUAAUUAAAAGGCCAAGAUUAGAAUUACAAACAGAAAAUAAUCAACAAGAAGGAGAAAAUAAUUCUUCUUUAUUAAAUUCUAAUCAAUUAGAACAAAUGGAAAAUAUUUUGUUAUCUAGAGGGUUUCAAUUACCUAAUGGGGGAUUGGCUACUUUAAAUUCUGGUAAACAAAUUAAUUAA
Molecule: messenger RNA, 759 nt
Organism: Meloidogyne enterolobii
Lineage: Eukaryota; Metazoa; Nematoda; Chromadorea; Rhabditida; Meloidogynidae
Source: the annotation of a GenBank genome assembly